Messenger RNA from Rhopalosiphum padi (bird cherry-oat aphid), 1775 nucleotides. It is a transcript of the gene Smyd5, whose product is annotated as histone-lysine N-trimethyltransferase SMYD5. The record is from RefSeq and is a predicted model, not a curated record. The transcript is spliced from 10 exons. Lineage: Eukaryota; Metazoa; Arthropoda; Insecta; Hemiptera; Aphididae. Gene Ontology annotation, molecular function: protein binding. Bases 570 to 1727 code for a protein of 385 amino acids.
ACCUUCUUAAAUUCGCCAAAGGUCUUCACAAAAACAAGGUUCAUGAAUCAUGACGAUUUAACACUAUAGGGGCAUAGGCCAUUGGUUAUUAAUUAUUAUUAUAAUUACUGAAAUGUCCAGUGGCGUAUAUAGGUUGGUAGGGGUUCAACCCCCCCUGAAAUGUAUGGUUGGUACGGGCAUUGAUUUUGAUUGUAUAAUUAAUUGGAAUUUAAGAAUAGAAAUUUUUUUUUAAUCCCCCCUGAAAUUAAUUUCUAUAAACGCCGCUGGAAACGUCUGAAACAUUGUCUACUGUCUAGUAAUCUAUAAUAUUUUUACUAUUCUUUCGAACUCUUAUUAAAGCUAAUAUUGUUAUUGUUAUCAUGUCGAUACUUGAUAUCAUAUUUACUAUUUAGUAUUUACACACGUGUUGUGUUGAGGAUAACACCUACCUAACCUCAUAUAGGUUUAUAGGUAUAGAUUUCCUUUAUCUAUGACUGACUAGUUACUACUGUUACUAGUAACUACUAUUAUAACUUAGUACCUACCGGUGAAAAACAUUUACGUGUAAAAUCGUCUCUUCGAAGGCCAAAAUGGAUACCGAUGACAAAGGAUACAUGAUUACUCACGACCCAGUGAAAGGUAAGUGUCUUGUUGCAACCAAACACUUUAAAGAAGAUGAUUUAAUUUUUACUGAAGAACCAUUCGUAUCCUGUCAAUUUUCUUGGAAUAGUCUUUAUGGAUAUCGUGCUUGCAAUCAUUGUCUUUGCCCUUUAGAAACUACUUCAGAAAAUAUUACCAGAUUAACAAAUGCAGCAAUUACAGAAGUCCCCUUUGAAGAAUAUUGUCCAAUAAAAGAUAAAACACAAAAUUAUGUACAAUGCCAAUCUUGUAAAGUUUGGUAUUGCAGUUCUACAUGUUUGGAAACUGCAUAUAAUCGUUAUCACCAACUUCUUUGCAGACCAGACAGCAAUGAUCCAUUACAUUGUUUGGAAGAAUUAUGGAGGACAAUGCAUUAUCCACCUGAAAGCCACAACAUCAUGCUAUUGUGCCGUUUGUUGGCAACAAUUGAAUUAUCUCCUUCACCACAACAGGCUAAUCAAACAGUUUCUAAUUUUUGUCAUCGGACUGAAAAUGAAAAUGAACAUUUAGUACAUAAAAUGCUCGGAGAAAAGUUUGUUGAGCAAAUCGAACAACUUCGUUUUGGUGUUCUUAAGUCCAUACCAGUUAGAGAAUCCAGUCAAUGGCUAACACCAACUGGCUUUAAAUCAUUAUUGGCAUUGAUUGGAACAAAUGGGCAAGGUGUGGGUACAAGCGUUUUUCACCAAUGGACAAAUAAUUGUAAAAAACAUCUUUCUCCCGAUCAAUUAGAAUCAUUUGAACAAUUUAUAGACAACACUUAUGAAGCAAUGGAACAAGUUGUUGGAGUGGAUUUUUUGGAUAAUGAAGGUUCUGCUUUAUUUCAAGAACAUAGUUCAAUCAAUCAUAGCUGUUUUCCAAACGCAGCAAGUGUUUUUGAUGGUAACCAUGUUUUGAGAUUGGUUGCCAUUAGAAUGAUAGAACCGGGUGAUGAAAUAAACACUAGCUAUAUUGCUCCGUGCGAAUUAGACCACAGCAGACAUACUAAACAAAAAUAUUUACAAGAAAAUUAUGUAUUUACUUGUCGGUGUAUCAAAUGCGAGGAACAAAUUAAUGAACCAGACAUUACAAGUGAUGAUGAUUCAGAAAUGGAAAAUGAUUAUAGUACCUGAAUAGUUGUUUAAAAUUUAUUACUUCAAAAUAAAAUGUCAUUAAAAUAA